AUGUACGUAAUCGGGGCUUAUUUAUUAUCAGCAAACGUAGUAAAGAUAACAAUGAUUCGUAAAUGUAGCCCUCCUGCACCUCUGCAACUGCUCCUUGAAGUGAACCAAAGCAAAAAAUUAGCGAUUCCAUUGUUGCAGCAUUCAGUUGUCAAAUGCCCAUGGUUUUUUGCUGCAAAAUGCGACUUUGUUGGUUAUUUUGCGUUGACAUCAGGAAAUAAGGAGAUGGAGGAGCUGAUUUCUCGAAAUAAUAAAGGAUUACCGCAGGCGUUUUUAUUACGAACCGACAAGCCCUUGCCACAAGUACCAGUACCAGUCAAACUACAUGAUGCUCGUGUGCUCCCGGAUGGGCCGAGAAAACAUAAACUGGCCGUAUGCUUACAGCCAGUUUACCUCUUGGCUGAUUGGACGUUGCUUGUGCAAUUUUUUGAAAUUUGGAUAGCUCAAGGUGCAACAAAAUUUUACAUGUAUAUACAAUCGAUGGCACCGGAAGUUGACGCACUGUUACGAGUCUAUGAGCAUUCCAGUGAUCUGGAUGUGGAGCGUGUCGAAUGGGGGUCGCUACCAACAGCGGACGCUAAUCCAGGCAAAAACGACCCCAAUCUACGAAUGUUUAGAAUGGAAGCAAUUACAUCAAUCAAUGACUGCUUGUUGCGAAGUCGUGGCCAUGCGAAAUAUGUUGCCAUAAUGGAUCUUGACGAAAUUGUUGUCACUUACACAGAUCGGACGGUGCUUGAAAUGCUCGAAAGGAUGCGUAAUGCGUCGAAAAAUCUGGUUGCUUUUAUAUUUCGCAGCAGUUUUGUGCACUAUAAGAUCGGCUAG
Molecule: messenger RNA, 819 nt
Organism: Gongylonema pulchrum
Lineage: Eukaryota; Metazoa; Nematoda; Chromadorea; Rhabditida; Gongylonematidae
Source: the annotation of a GenBank genome assembly